This is a messenger RNA of Elephantulus edwardii (Cape elephant shrew), 954 nucleotides long. RefSeq names its product protein phosphatase 1, regulatory subunit 3C (gene PPP1R3C). Gene Ontology annotation, biological process: regulation of glycogen biosynthetic process. The transcript has 2 exons. Bases 1 to 954 code for a protein of 317 amino acids. Gene Ontology annotation, molecular function: protein phosphatase 1 binding; glycogen binding. NCBI's taxonomy places the organism in Eukaryota, Metazoa, Chordata, Mammalia, Macroscelidea, Macroscelididae. The record is from RefSeq and is a predicted model, not a curated record. Gene Ontology annotation, cellular component: protein phosphatase type 1 complex.
AUGAGCUGCACCAGAAUGAUCCAGGUUUUAGAUCCACGGCCUCUGACGAGCUCAGUCAUGCCAGUGGAUGUGGCCAUGAGAUUCUGCUUGGCUCAUUCGCCACCCCUGAGGAGCUUCCUGGGUCCUUAUGAUGACUUCCAGCAAAGAAAUUUUGUGAACAAACGGAAGCCGCUGAAACCAUGCCUCAACAUAAAACAGGAAGCCAAAUCGCAGAACGACUGGAAGCACUCUCACAACCAAGCCAAGAAGCGAGUUGUGUUUGCUGACUCCAAGGGCCUCUCUCUCACAGCCAUCCACGUCUUCUCUGACCUCCCUGAAGAACCAGCCUGGGAUCUCCAGUUUGAUCUCUUAGACCUUAAUGAUAUCUCUUCCAGCUUAAAACUGCACGAGGAGAAGAACUUGAUUUUAGAUUUCCCGCAGCCUUCAUCUGAUUAUUUACGUUUCCGCAGCCACUUUCAGAAGAACCUCGUCUGCCUGGAGAACUGCUCUUUGCAAGAGCGAACGAUGACUGGGACUGUGAAAGUUAAAAAUGUGAGCUUUGAGAAGAAGGUUCAGAUUCGUAUCACUUUUGAUACCUGGAAAAGCUACACCGAUGUGGACUGUGUCUACAUGAAAAAUGUGUACAGUAGCUCAGAUAGUGAUACCUUUUCCUUUGCUAUUGACUUACCCUCAGUCAUUCCAACUGAGGAGAAAAUUGAGUUCUGUGUUUCUUACCAUGCCAAUGGACAAGUGUACUGGGACAACAACGAGGGUCAGAAUUAUAGAAUUGUCCAUGUGCAGUGGAAACCAGAUGGGGUACAGACACAGACAGCAUCUAAGGACUGUGCAUUCCACCAGGUGUCUCCCAAGGCUGAGAUGGACUCGCCAAUCUUUGGCAGCCCAAGGCUGGCUAGUGGGUUUUUCCCAGAAUGGCAGAGCUGGGGCAGAAUGGAGAACUUGGCCUCUUAUCGAUGA